Messenger RNA from Cercocebus atys (sooty mangabey), 1501 nucleotides. It is a transcript of the gene ADGRE3, whose product is annotated as adhesion G protein-coupled receptor E3. Gene Ontology annotation, molecular function: G protein-coupled receptor activity. Lineage: Eukaryota; Metazoa; Chordata; Mammalia; Primates; Cercopithecidae. The record is from RefSeq and is a predicted model, not a curated record. Gene Ontology annotation, biological process: adenylate cyclase-activating G protein-coupled receptor signaling pathway; cell surface receptor signaling pathway. Gene Ontology annotation, cellular component: membrane. Bases 119 to 1402 code for a protein of 427 amino acids. The transcript has 12 exons.
ACACCUGUCAGGACACGAACUCCUCAAAGACAACCCAAGGCAAGAAAGAGCUAUUGAAACUCGAGUGAUUACAGACAAUUGCUCUGAAGAAAGAAAGACAUUCAACUUGAACGUACAAAUGAACUCAAUGGACAUCCAUUGCAAUGACGUCAUCCAGAAAGAUACACAAGGUCCCAGUGCCGUUGCCUUUAUCUCAUAUUCUUCUCUUGGAAACAUCAUAAAUGCAACUUUUUUUGAAGAGACGGAUGAGAAGGAUCGAGUGUUUCUGAACUCUCAGGUAGUGAGUGCUGCCAUUGGACCCAAAAGGAACGUGUCUCUCUCCAAGUCUGUGACGCUGACUUUCCAGCACGUGAAGAUAAACCACAGUAUCAAAAAGGCCUUCUGUGUCUACUGGGAGACCACAAAGCAGGGAGGCCUGUGGUCCAGGGAUGGCUGCUUCCUGAUACACGUGAACAAGAGUCACACCAUGUGUAAUUGCAGUCACCUGUCCAGCUUCGCUGUCCUGAUGGCCUUCACCAGCCAGGAGGAGGAUCCUGUGCUGACUAUCAUCACCUAUGUGGGGCUGAGCCUGUCUCUGCUGUGCCUCCUCCUGGCGGCCCUCACCUUCCUCCUGUGUAAAGCCAUCCAGAACACCAGCACCUCACUGCAUCUGCAGCUCUCGCUCUGCCUCUUCGUGGCCCACCUCCUCUUCCUCGUGGGGAUUGACCAAACUGAAUCCAAGGUGCUGUGCGCCAUCAUCGCCGGUGCCUUGCAUUAUCUCUACCUGGCCGCCUUCACCUGGAUGCUGCUGGAGGGCCUGCACCUCUUCCUCACUGCACGGAACCUGACGGUGGUCAACUACUCAAGCAUCAACAGACUCAUGAAGUGGAUCAUGUUCCCAGUGGGCUAUGGCAUUCCCGCUGUGACUGUGGCCAUUUCUGCAGCCUCCAGGCCUCACCUUUAUGGAACCGCUGAUCGAUGCUGGCUCCACCUGGACCAGGGAUUCAUCUGGGGUUUCCUUGGCCCAGUCUGUGCCAUUUUCUCUGUGAAUUUAGUAUUUUUUAUCUUGGUCUUUUGGAUUUUGAAAAGAAAACUUUCCUCCCUCAAUAGUGAAGUGUCAACCAUCCAGAACACAAGGAUGCUGGCUUUCAAAGCAACAGCUCAGCUCUUUAUCCUGGGUUGCACAUGGUGUCUGGGCUUCCUACAGGUGGGUCCAGCUGCCCAGGUCAUGGCCUACCUCUUCACCAUCAUCAAUAGCCUCCAGGGCUUCUUCAUCUUCUUGGUCUACUGCCUUCUCAGCCAACAGGUCCAGAAACAAUAUCAAAAGUGGUUUAGAGAGAUUGUAAAAUCAAAAUCUGAGUCUGAGACAUACACACUUUCCAGCAAGGUGGGUCCUGACUCAAAACCCAGUGAGGACAAGUGAAGAGAAAAUAAUAGAACUAGAACAUUCAACUCCAUAUGGAAAAUCAUACCCAUGGAUCUUUUUGGCAUUAUGAAGAAUGAAGCUAAGGACAAGGGACUU